AUGGCCGCCGCCGCCGCCACCUCCUCCCACCUGCUCCUUCUCUCCCGCCAGCACGCGGCCUCCCUCCGAUGCCGCCUCUCCUUCCUCGGCCAGUCCAGAAGGCCCGCCGGCAGGGUCACAGCCCAGCAGACGCCGGCCGCUCACGUUCGGUGCAUGGCGGCCGUGGACACUGCUGCGUCCGCGGCGACGGAGACGACGAGCCCGAAGUCGAGCAGCUACGAGAUCGUGACGCUGACGACGUGGCUGCUGCAGCAGGAGCGGACCGGUGCGAUCGACAACGAGAUGACCAUCGUGCUGGCCAGCAUAUCCACGGCGUGCAAGCAGAUCGCCGCGCUGGUGCAGCGCGCGCCCAUCUCCAACCUCACGGGCGUCCAGGGCGCCGUCAACGUGCAGGGCGAGGACCAGAAGAAGCUCGAUGUCGUCUCCAACGAGGUGUUCUCUAACUGCCUCAAGUCGAGCGGGCGCACCGGCGUGAUCGCUUCGGAGGAGGAGGACGUGCCAGUAGCGGUGGAGCAGAGCUACUCCGGCAACUACAUCGUCGUGUUCGACCCUCUCGAUGGCUCCUCUAACAUCGACGCCGCCGUCUCCACCGGCUCCAUCUUCGGCAUCUACGCCCCCAAUGACGAGUGCCUCGCCAACGUCGAGGACAAUGAGACCCUUGACUCGGUGGAGCAGAGGUGCAUUGUGAGCGUGUGCCAGCCGGGGAGCAACCUGCUGGCCGCCGGCUACUGCAUGUACUCCAGCUCGGUGAUCUUCGUGCUCACCGUCGGCACGGGGGUGUACGUGUUCACGCUGGACCCCAUGUACGGCGAGUUCGUGCUGACGCAGGAGAAGUUGCAGAUCCCCAAGGCCGGCAAGAUCUACGCCUUCAACGAGGGCAACUAUGCGCUCUGGGACGACAAGCUGAAGAAGUACAUGGACAGCCUCAAGGAGCCCGGCGACUCAGGGAAGCCUUACUCCGCGCGCUACAUCGGCAGCCUCGUCGGCGAUUUCCACCGCACUCUGCUCUAUGGAGGCAUCUACGGGUACCCCAGGGACAAAAAGAGCAAGAACGGCAAGCUGCGGCUUCUCUACGAGUGCGCGCCCAUGAGCUUCAUCGUCGAGCAGGCCGGUGGCAAGGGCUCUGAUGGCCACCAGAGGAUUCUUGACAUCACACCUACAGAGGUCCACCAAAGAGUGCCUCUGUACAUCGGGAGCGUUGAGGAAGUGGAGAAGGUGGAGAAAUUCCUGGCUUGA
This is a messenger RNA of Miscanthus lutarioriparius, 1236 nucleotides long. The record is from the annotation of a GenBank genome assembly. Lineage: Eukaryota; Viridiplantae; Streptophyta; Magnoliopsida; Poales; Poaceae.